This is a messenger RNA of Gadus morhua (Atlantic cod), 6851 nucleotides long. RefSeq names its product BTB (POZ) domain containing 7 (gene btbd7). The coding region runs from base 929 to 4300 and encodes 1123 amino acids. NCBI's taxonomy places the organism in Eukaryota, Metazoa, Chordata, Actinopteri, Gadiformes, Gadidae. The record is from RefSeq and is a predicted model, not a curated record. Gene Ontology annotation, biological process: morphogenesis of a branching epithelium. The transcript has 11 exons. Gene Ontology annotation, molecular function: protein binding.
UGUUUACUACGCCCCCCCCACCACCACCACCAAAGCCUAUUUUUAUUGUGCAAUACUACGACGUAAUCAUGUGUCAUUAUUGCAACAGCAGCGCCAUACUCAAGAGUGUGUGUGUGUGUGUGUGUGUGUGUGUGUGUGUGUGUGUGUGUGUGUGUGUGUGUGUGUGUGUGUGUGUGUGUGUGUGUGUGUGUGUGCUGUUGUGCAUGUGCCUUCAUGUUUGUAAGUACCUGCCCUCGAGUACCUGGCUUGGACUUUGACCAUGAUUGCUCUGUGUGUACACCGGUCAGCUGGGCGGAGGAGAAUUCUGAGGGCCAAAUAAAACGAUGACCAUGCUUUUCUAAGUGGUGGUGUCAUUCAGCUGUCAUGCUGAUUUAUUUUAAAUGGGGUUUUCAUUGUGAAUAAUUCCUCUGUACAGGGCUUGUUUUAACUUUGACCUCCAGCACCUGAUUAAGGCAUUUAACACAUUUGUCUGAGUGUAUCAUCAACAACUGGCCGGGUCCCUUGUUUGUUAGAAACAGAAGUCAUACGCAGCACCAUGAUCCCAGCUUGGUUGACAGUGACACACAUCCUUAAUCUAGAGGCUCUCUCGCUCUAUGAGUCAUCAUAGUGACAUUCACACUUUUGUUGCCGUUGUCGCUUCAGUGUGUUGCUGUGUUUUCUAGGCUAUUCUUCCAGUUAGUUUCCUGUUAGCUCUCCUCACAAGAGUCCCUAAUCAGUUGAAAGGCCGGAUACACUUUUGAACCGAUUGGCCUGAUUGGCUGUAGCCGAGCAGAGGGAUGGCCAGCCAGGCGCUAAGUGUUGAGGACUCGUCGGAGGACCAGGGGCGGAGCCUGUCCGCCGACAGCUGAGGACCGAGGAGCAAGCAGCCCGGGCAGAAUGACGCAGCAGGAGGGGCGACCCCCGCACCGCAAGUGAAGAGAACGUGAGGAUGGGGGCCAAUGGAUCCAGCUAUCCACACUCGAGCUCCCCUCGCAUCGGGGGCAACGCCCCGCCCCAGCAGACCUUUAUAGGUACCUCGUCCUAUUCCCAGCAGGGCUAUGGCUGGGAGUCCAAGCUGUACAGCCUGGACCACGGCCACGAGCGGCCCGCCGACCGCAAGAAGAAGAGCCUGGGCCUCGCCACGCUCAAGAGGCGCUUCAUCAAGCGCCGGAAGUCCAGCCGCUCGGCCGACCACGCGCGGCAGAUGCGCGAGCUCCUGUCGGGCUGGGACGUCCGCGACGCCAACGCCCUGGUGGAGGAGUACGAGGGCACGGCCGCCCUCAAGGAGCUGAGCUUCCAGGCCAGCCUGGCGCGGGCCGAGGCGCCCAGCCUGCAGCGGAACCUGGCCGCGCUCUACCAGCACAAGUACUGCACCGACGUGGACCUCAUCUUCCAGGACACCUGCUUCCCGGCCCACCGCGCCGUGCUGGCCGCCCGCUGCCCCUUCUUCAAGUCCCUGCUGUCGUCGUCGCCCGGCUACGGCGCCGAGGUGCUCAUGGACAUCGAGACGGCGGGCAUCGACGUGCCCAUGUUCUCGGCCCUGCUGCACUACCUCUACACGGGGGAGUUCGGCGUGUCGGGCGCCGAGGACGCCCGGCUGCAGAACGUGGACGUGCUGGUGCAGCUGAGCGAGGAGUUCGGCACGCCCAACUCCCUGGAGGCGGACAUGCGGGGCCUGUUCGACUACAUGUGCUACUACGACGCCCUGCUCAGCUUCUCCUCGGACUUCGAGAUGGCGGAGGGCUGCGGCGAGCGGCUCCCCGCCGGCGCCGUGGCCUCGGUCGGGGGGGGGCCGGGCUGCGGUGCGGCCCCCGGCGGCCCCGACGAGGACCUGCGGGCCCACAAGGCGGUGCUGUCGGCGCGCUCGCCCUUCUUCCGGAACCUCCUGCAGCGGCGCAUCCGCACCGGGGAGGAGAUGACGGAGCGCACGCUGCAGACGCCCACGCGCAUCGUGCUGGACGAGUCCAUCAUCCCGCGCAAGUACGUGCGGGUGAUCCUGCACUGCAUGUACACGGACGCGGUGGAGCUGGGGCUGGUGCUGCGGGGCAGCCCGUCGGCGGGCAGCCUGGGGGAGGUGCAGGCCCUGGUGGCCGGCGGCCGGGGGGCCAGCACGCGGACCGAGGAGGCCAUGGAGCUGUACCACAUAGCGCUGUUCCUGGAGUUCAGCAUGCUGGCUCAAGGCUGUGAGGACAUCGUGGUGGAGAGCCUGGCGCUGGACUCCCUGGUGCCCAUCCUGAAGUGGAGCUCCCAGCCCUACGGCUCCAAGUGGGUACACCGGCAGGCCCUGCACUUCCUCUGUGAGGAGUUCAGCCACGUGGUCUCGUCCGACGUCCUGUACGACCUCAGCAAGGAGCACCUGCUCGGCGCCAUCCAGUCCGACUACCUGCAGGCGAGCGAACAGGACAUUCUCAAGUACGUUGUUAAGUGGGGCGAGCAGCAGCUUAUUAAGAGGAUGGCAGACAGGGAGCCCAACCUGCUCAGCGGAACGGCCCACAGCGUGAACAAGCGGGGCGUGAAGAGGAGGGACCUGGACGUGGAGGAGCUGAAGGAGAUCCUCUCGCCGCUGCUGCCCUUCGUCAGGACGGAGCACAUCCUGCCGGCCAGCAGCGACGUCCUGUCUGACGCGCUCAAAAGGGGUCUCAUCAGCACCCCUCCCUCCGACAUGCUGCCCACCGCUGAGGGGGGCAAGGCCCACUCGUGGUUGCGCCAGAAGAACUCGGGCAUCUACCUGCGCCCCCGCCUGUUCUCGCCCUACGUGGAGGAGGCCAAGUCCGUCCUGGACGAGAUGAUGGUGGAGCAGACGGACCUGGUGCGCCUGCGUCUGGUCCGCAUGUCCAACGUCCCCGACACGCUCUACAUGGUCAACAAUGCCGUGCCGCAGUGCUGUCACAUGAUCAACCACCAGCCAAUGGCGGGCAACCCGACGGCCGCGCCCACCGUGGUGGCCAAUGAGAUCCCAGUGCCCCGGCUGUCCGUGGUGAAGGAUAUGAUCCGCAGGCUGCAGGAGCUGCGGCACACGGAGCAGGUCCAGAGGGCCUACGCCCUGAACUGUGGCGAGGGGGCCACCGUCAGCUACGAGCUGCAGCUCCGCGUGCUGCGGGAGUUUGGCCUCGCUGACGGAGCCACGGAGCUGCUGCAGAACCCGUACAAGUUCUUCCCCGACGAGCGGUUCGGAGACGAGAGUCCGAUCCUGGCCCUCCGCCAGGUGGGUCGUUGUCGGGUAAACAGCAGCCCGGCCAUGGACAGCAUGUUCACCGAGCUGGAGGGGCUGGCCAGCUUCCACCCUCCCCUGCCUCCUCCGCCGCCCCCGUACCACCCGCCCGCCACCCCCGGCCAGGCCCAGCUCAAGGCGGCCUGGCGUCCCCGCGUGCCCGUGCCCACCCCCACCCGAUCCUUCUCCUACCCCUGUAACCGCACCCUGCACCAGCGCCACGCGGCCGGCAAGCACGGCAGCGCCGAGUACGCCUCGGUGCCCCGCCCCCAGCCCCCCGACUGCGCCAAGCCCCAGGCCAUGGGCCGGGCGCUGGUCUCAGAGCAGCAGGCGAUGGGCAUGGAGCCUGUGAUGAGGGAGUUCAUGCCUGACAUCGCCCUGGGCGUCUCCGUCAUGUCCCUGAGGGAGCAGCACAUGGCGGACAUGGAGAGGGAGGGUCCCCACAGUCCCAUGGGCCCCGCGGGCCACCACAUGCCCCACGGACCCUGCCCCUCCGCCCGCCUGGGCCACGCCCACGGCCCCGGGCACGGCCACUCCUGCAAGCGGCACGCCCCCGAACCCAAGCUGGAGGCGCAGGCCGAGUUCCCUGACCUCUACGACUUCUCCUGCCGACCCGCCACGCCGACCUCCCUGCCCUCCUUCAGCGGGCCGGACCUCUACAGCCACAGCUGUAACCCCCAGGGCUCCUUCCCGCCCUCCUAUCUCUCCGACUCUCAGACCCAACAGGGCCACCCGUCGGGGGGCCGGGGGGGCCAGGACCCCCUCAGGCUGGACGUCCUGGGUCUGGGCUCCCAGCGGAAGGACGGGGCCCUGGCCAGCCCCUCCGGGCCCCAGCCUCGCGUCGGACACAUGCCCCGGGGCCGGUCCAACGAGACGGACCUGACUCACGGCCUGGGCCACCUGCGCUCUCCCAGCGGGAACCUGGACGGCUAUGAGGACCGGCACGCGGCCCCCCGGGACGCCCCCGAGGAGCUGGGGGUCACCGGGGACUCGUCGGGCUCGGGGGGCCACCUCCAGCAGCCUCACAGGAACAGUGUGAGCGAGGAGGCCGUCAGAGACCGCAGGUCACCCAGCAAGCCUGACUACCCUUACAAGAAGUCCGCACUUUAACCCCAGUGGAGGGACCGGGGUUGAAGCGUCACCAAGCUCAUUUGUUUUUGGGAGGGAAGGGGGCGGGGGUUGCCCCCCUGUGUUUGUUUUUUUUGUAACGGAUGGCAAAGCACUAACCUGUGUGUGCAUGUGUGUGUGUGAGCGGUUUGAGAGGAAAGGGAAAAGGCUUGUUGUUCAUUUAGCUAUUUAUAGGUUGCAUCCUUCUGGCCUGCCCUUGUGCACAGCUUGUGCUUUCCUCCUCACGGUCUGCGGGGGUCAAGCUCCUCUGCCACUUGGUGGAAUGGAUCUGACCACAGCCCACCUGAUCCUGUGAGUCUGGAGCGGGGUGCUGUGUCCCAACAGAUGGAUUAGUGUAGCCAGUCUAUUUCUGAAGGUAAAGGUUAGCCAAACCAUUAACUCAGCUCCCGAACGGACCGACUUGUUGACUAGAGAUCCUACUGUUGAAUCCCCAAGUACAAAUACAAGCUGACUAUCCAAGUUUUAUCUUAAGCAAGCUCGUCAAACGGCACAGUCCCGCACAGAGAUGGCAUCGGGAUUAAAUAUGUCGUCACGCAUUACUUCCUCCCAGAUGAGUAUUUACAUUUCCUCCUUUAGCAUCCCUAUGGCAACUCACCUGAGAUCGAGGCCCCCCUCCCUGGGCCAGGGGCUGCCAGCACGCUAUUGGCAGGGCCUCGGUCAUGUGAGGCAGGAUUCGGAUGGGCCAGGAAGUAGGUCAACAGGCAGAGCGCGGCUCUUGGCAGAUGUCUCUCUGCGUUGUGAUGGCGACCCGCUCUGACUAAGUCUGCUUCUUCCCCAGCAGAGAGACGGGGCUCUGCAGAGGGAAAGGGGCAUGGGGGUCUUAUCGCCAAGUUCAUCACUAGGCCCAGUGGAGUAUUUGAGGGUACCAUGGCAACUUGAUGCACGGCGGUGUUUGGGCGUGGGGGUUGUUGUUUUAGCAGAACAGGUGUGGAUGUUUCCGUAUACACAAACUGUUUUUUGUACGCGCAGGUGUUUGAACAAUCUCUGUACUGUACCCUCCCAUGUAGUCAGGUCUGUAUGUGCAUAUCAGCAUUAGGCUCCGAGAGAGGUGAACCAUAGGGGAACCAGCCCUAACGGCCCUGGUCUUCCGCUCCCUGGUUUGAAAAAAGCAUUCAACGAUCAAAUCCAAAGCCUUAAUCAAUGCUUGGCUUAUUGAGUUUAAGCAUUUUUAUUUUAUCCUAAGUAUGAUGUCAUCCCCCCCCCCCCCCCCCCCUCCUUCUGAUGCGGUUAUUCUGUUCACUAUGAACACAGACGCUUGACGAUUCUUCUGCAAUGGAGGUGUGGGAUUCACCAACCAAUUUAUGUAAAUAGUAGCCCUCAAUACCGCCACCUCAUGGCCAAGUCUGGACCUUCACAUCCAGGGGAAAUGCUGUUAAACAUACCAUAACUGUAGCAAAAGAAACUGGUGAGUGCAUACAUUUAGCGUGAAAAAAAAGAGCCUAUCAAAUACUUUAUUUUACUACGCACAACCUAUGAGACGGGAGCGGCAUUGCACUGUUGGAGCAACCCAUGUACGGUGAGCUAGAAGGAACAAAAAGUUCUAUAGUGAUGUGUAAACAAGCGUGUGUGAAUGCUGUCUGAAAGUUGGCUGACUGUAUUUUUUUUCCAUGCACCGUUGAUAUUGUAAAUAAUCGAUUUAAGUCCCAUCACAUUUUGAUUGUUAAUUGUCCGUCACAUUUUAGUGGUUGAAAGUUGGUGUUUGUACUGUAGUGGAAGGCACCUUGUACACCCUGUCUACGUCCCUGAAUCCUCACCAUGAAUGGGUGGUAUAAAUCAUUAACCAUCUUGUCCCAGAAUCCUUUGUCUUGUUGAAUGUUACACAUUCUAGGGCCCAUGUUCAAUAUUGUAGAUGGUGUGGAUUACCGUGUUUUCGUUUUCUAGGUGAAUGUUAUUUUUCUUCCGUGGUGUCUGAGUACCAGGAGUCAGAAAAGGGGUCUGAGGAUUAGUAGUUCUAUGCUUAGUGGUUGUGAAUUGGCCAUGUAUGAGGGGGGGGGGGCGAGGGAAGAUCAUUUUUCCAUUCAGCUUGCAUCAUGGGGAAAAAAUGCAAAACUCCAGAUUCUUCCCCAUGUUCGCAUCGGGCAGUGUUUUCCUUUCCAGGACGGCGGUCCCUCGAGAAGAGGUUUUGUUCUGUUCUUCGCUGUAGAGGUCAGUGCCUUCCCCCGGCCGCUGCUGGGCUUCUAAAUGGAGAAGUGACUUUGAUGUCUAUGCAAGCCUUUUCUACCAGCUCAACCAGCCUGCGUCAAGUAGUUCUUUAAACACAUGUAGCUCCUUCUCUGUACAGUUUUAUCAUUUAGCACCUUUCUUUUGAAACAGAACCACCAUGACCAUGUGUGACUGCUUGUGUUGAAUUUAUAAAAAAAAAAAAACAGGUACCCCCGUACUUGUGUGGUAUACAAAUACACCUUUUUUUAGAUUGAUGUACCAAGUUGCAUUUAGUUUCACUGAAUCUAUUUUUCUACUGUCACCUCCCAAAAGGUGCUUAACAGUGGUCAAUCCUGGCAUCCUCAAAAAUAAACUGGUUUGUUAUAAUGGA